Messenger RNA from Mercurialis annua (annual mercury), 973 nucleotides. RefSeq names its product haloacid dehalogenase-like hydrolase domain-containing protein At2g33255. Lineage: Eukaryota; Viridiplantae; Streptophyta; Magnoliopsida; Malpighiales; Euphorbiaceae. The record is from RefSeq and is a predicted model, not a curated record. The transcript is spliced from 5 exons. Bases 64 to 822 code for a protein of 252 amino acids.
UUCCGAAGUUAUUAACCACAAGAACACAACACCCAACCAAAAACUGAAAUUCAGCUAAAUCUCAUGUUUUCACUGUCACUCCUCUCCAAAUCCAUACUCACUUCAAUAGCUUACCCAAAAAUCCCAUUCCCAAUUUUACCCUCCGCCAUGUCCAUCUCCACCGGCGCCGCCGCAAAAUCCCGCUUACGCGGCGUCAUUUUCGACAUGGACGGAACCCUGACGGUGCCCGUAAUCGAUUUCGCCGCAAUGUACAGAGCCGUGCUCGGAGACGAGGAGUAUCGAAGAGUUAAAGCUGAAAACCCAUCUGGUAUUGAUAUUUUACACCACAUUGAACAAUGGUCGCCUGACAAACAACGUACGGCUUAUGAGGUUAUCCUUGAUUUUGAACGCCAGGGACUUGAUCGUCUACAAAUUAUGCCUGGUGUUGUUGAGCUGUGUAGGCUUCUUGAUUCAAAGAAUAUAAGACGAGGGUUAAUUACUCGAAAUGUGAAGGAAGCCGUGGAUCUUUUUCAUUUACGUUCUGGGGUAACAUUCUCUCCAGCAUUAAGCAGAGAGUUCCGUCCUUAUAAGCCAGACCCAGCUCCUCUUCUUCAUAUAUGUGCAGCAUGGAACAUUCAGGCUAACGAAGUCAUCAUGGUUGGUGAUAGUCUUAAAGAUGACAUUGUCUGUGGGAAACGAGCUGGAGCAUUUACGUGUUUGCUGGAUGAGACGGGGAGGUAUGGUUCUUCAGAUUUUUCCGAGUUGGGAGAACCAGAUUUUAAGGUGGCUUCCCUAGCCGAGAUUUAUUCCCUGUUAGAGACAAAUUUUGAUUUGAUGCCAUAAUUUCUCAAAUCCACAACGGAGAUUAUAGUCAAGGAAUCAUAGUAUUCUGUGGUAUGAAUGAUGUAGUAAUGGGGAUAUUCUCUGGUGUAGUAGUGUUGAUACUACAUUGUAUAGUGUAUUAUGAUUAAAAAAAUGAGAUUCACUUGUUUUA